AUGAAUUCCUUCAAGAACUACGAGACCAUUCAAGUUACGCUCAAGUACGGCGGAGCUAAGGGCGCGCGACUGAUAUCUGGGAUGACGAAUAAAACGGAGGCCCUUCAUGUCCUUCUAGCAGAUCUCAAUGUUCUUAGAGCACAUCGUCCAAAAGGCGAAAACAUCCAUCAGGAAGGUGCUGCGUUUUUAUUGGCAUGGCCUCACCCCACUCAUGCGUCAGUCCCUGUGGUUGAGGGCACUUUGUACCCAAGAUGGGUGACCAUUUCCAAGGGGAAUCCAGAGCUGAACGCGGUCAAAGAGGAGCUCUCUAUCGAAUCGGUGGCUGUUGAAAUACUACCGUCCAUUGAUUUUACGGGAACACGCGGAACAAAUUUGUCACCGUUGGGACCGAAACAUACAAUAGAGCUGCCGUGGACAGAAGGAAUGAGUCCACCGUUAUCUUCUACAUCAGACCGUUCUGAUUCACAAUUCACCACGGAAGUAGUUCAAAGGAAGAGAUCUCGAUUCGAUUUCGUCAAUGAGCAAGGUGUUUCAUCACCACCUUUUGGGUCAGAUGGUAAUAAUGAGCCCUCCUCGAAUCCUUUAUUGAAGAGAAUUCGAACCGAGCAGCACCUCCCCAUUCAGAACAGUACAGCGGAGGGGAAUCAUACUCUAAACGGCCUUUCAACUGAGGAAUACCAACCCACUCAAGUGGGCGACAAAACUCAUCGGUCCAGAUACCCGACAUCCCGCGCGGGGCUCACAAUCACCCCUCAACAGCCAUUACGCAUCCCUCCAUAUCACAUCAGACCCCUUCCAGGAUCACCCGGCAUAAGCAACAGCUCCACCCCUAGCGGUCCCCGCCCACCAAGAGAUAGAGAGGCUAUCAAUAGGCUAUCGCUUGAGCUUUCGAAGGUCCGCGGUCAGCUAACCACCUUAAAACAUUCUGAGAAAGGGAUAUCGGAAGAUCUUAUGCGUCUUGGUGUUCCCCAACCAAAGAGUGAAGAAACAACGCCUUCACCCCAUGGUCUCGUACACCAGCAGUUCGAUAUGGAGGCGCGACUGAUACUGCUUGAAAUCGAGUUGCAGCAGGAAAGGACACAACGUCUCCGUGCUGAGCGUAUGCUCAGUGAAGUAGAGAGGGAGUGCAGGGUUCCAUUUGUGGUGCCAGCGUUAUUUCAGGCGUUUUGCAGAAUAUCGGAACUCGGGCACCAUGAAUACUCAAAGGCAAGCGCGCUGUACGAUCAAGACACCUGUCUAACCCAUUGA
This is a messenger RNA of Suillus fuscotomentosus, 1248 nucleotides long. RefSeq lists its product as uncharacterized. The record is from RefSeq and is a predicted model, not a curated record. The coding region runs from base 1 to 1248 and encodes 415 amino acids. The transcript has 6 exons. Lineage: Eukaryota; Fungi; Basidiomycota; Agaricomycetes; Boletales; Suillaceae.